AUGGCCAGCUACACAAGCCCGGAUGUCGUGGACCUCACUUGCGCGCCCAGCUCUGGUGAACUCACCACAUCGGCAGUCUGGGUGACAGCAGAACUGGAUCCAUUCUCAAGGUACCCCAACGCCGGCGACAGUCAAGAAUUUGUAUAG
Phytophthora nicotianae INRA-310 is the source of this 147-nucleotide messenger RNA. RefSeq lists its product as hypothetical. The record is from RefSeq and is a predicted model, not a curated record. The transcript is spliced from 2 exons. Bases 1 to 147 code for a protein of 48 amino acids. NCBI's taxonomy places the organism in Eukaryota, Oomycota, Peronosporomycetes, Peronosporales, Peronosporaceae.